CUGUAGAUAUAGCAGUGCAAUUAAUGGAGACAAAUUUAGUUAAUAAGGCUGUAGAUACAAUAGUAAUUAAUAAGGAUGAAGAUACAAUAAUGGUUGAUAAUGCUAUAGAUUCAAUAGUUGAAUUAGUGAAAAUAAAUAUGAAUGAUGAUAAAGCUUGUAUAAAAUGA
This is a messenger RNA of Cetraspora pellucida, 167 nucleotides long. NCBI's taxonomy places the organism in Eukaryota, Fungi, Glomeromycota, Glomeromycetes, Diversisporales, Gigasporaceae. The record is from the annotation of a GenBank genome assembly.